Phoenix dactylifera (date palm) is the source of this 3834-nucleotide messenger RNA. RefSeq lists its product as uncharacterized. Gene Ontology annotation, biological process: protein transport. The record is from RefSeq and is a predicted model, not a curated record. Lineage: Eukaryota; Viridiplantae; Streptophyta; Magnoliopsida; Arecales; Arecaceae.
AAAGCGAGGGGUCGUCGAGGAGGCGCGCUUAAUCACGCCCACCGAAACUUCCGUCGCCCGCGCAAUAUUUUUUCCCUUCUUCCGGUCCCCACCGUCGACCGAGACGCGCAAAUAAAUCAAGUUCGAUCCUAAAGGGAGAGCAAAACCCAAAUUAUUCUCCAUCUCCGCUCUGCACUUGAUCGAAUUCGGGAGCGCGAUGCACGCCAAAUCGAAGAUUUCGGAUAUGCUCCCCAAGAGCUUUAAGGCGGGGAAGUGCAAGACGUCGCUGAAGCUUGCGGGGGCGCGAAUAAAGCUGUUGAAGAACAAGAGACAGGUUUUAUUGAAGCAGAUGAAGCGGGAUUUGGCCCAGCUUCUGGAUUCCGGCCAGGAACAGACCGCUCGGAUCCGGGUUGAACAUGUGAUCAGGGAGGAGAAGACAAUGUCAGCAUAUGAUCUCAUUGAGAUAUACUGUGAACUUAUUGUGGCACGUUUGCCAAUAAUUGAGUCACAGAAGAGCUGCCCCAUAGAUCUGAAAGAGGCUGUAGCUAGCAUUGUUUUUGCAUCCCCAAGAUGUGCGGACAUACCAGAACUUAUGGAAAUUCGCAAGCAUUUUCUAGCAAAAUAUGGGAAAGAGUUCAUUACUGCAGCUCUUGAAGUUCGACCAGAAUGUGGUGUUAGCCGUAUGGUGGUUGAGAAAUUGUCAGCAAGGGCACCUGAUGUUGAGGCAAAAAUCAAGACCUUGACUGCAAUUGCCCAAGAACAUAAUGUCAAAUGGGAUCCAGAAGCAUUUCAGGAGCAGAUUAAGAAGCCUAAUGAUGAUCUGCUGAAUGGCCCUACAUCUUUUACCAGUGCCAGCAAGAUGACAAUGCAAUCAUCUAGUGUCAAUCCAGACCAAGUGAAUGUAUCAAUUAGGGAAAUGCCUGAGAAUGUUGUGACCAGCAAACCAAACAAUUUCAAUACAUUGUCUCAUGAAGGCAUGAACACUCCUGACAGUUCGGUACCUAUGUCUUCUCAAUCUACUCCUAAAACUUCAGAAAAUAGAUCUGGAGGGGAAGAAUUUAAGUUUUCAUAUUCUAAGGAAGAUGGUGCCUUAAGUCAGUCAAAUUGGAAUAUGGAAUUUAAGGAUGCAACUUCUGCUGCUCAGGCAGCUGCAGAAUCUGCAGAAAGGGCUAGCAUAGCUGCUAGAGCUGCUGCUGAACUUGCAAGCCAUGGGAAUGUUUCUAGACAAAAUUUUUCUGGGUCACAGGAAUCAACCGUCCAUGUUAUCAGAGCUGCGCCUGGCACUUCGAAAGGCUCAAGGCCAGAAGGUGAACGCCCUGUUAGGGAGUCUGUAAGAAUGGAGGAGAACGAAGGGAAAAGCUUCCAAGGGAUGAAAUUCGAGAUGCAUAAACCCCAAGUAGUAGAAUCUAGCACUAUGAGAGACGCCCACUAUAUAUAUGAUGGCCAUGGAACUGUUGGCAAUAUAUCGCCGAGUAGAUCUCCAUCUCAUUCAAGCGCCUCUUCAAUCAAUGAUGAUGUUUCAGAGUUCGGUCUUCAAAAAGCUGAUUCAGAGGCAUACAAUUAUACUCCAAAAAGGUUCUCAGAAGCAGAAUAUGCAGUGCAACAUCAGAACAAUGAGAAAGUCGAGCAUGCUGAUGUAGGUUCAGGGAAUGUACAUGAAAGCAAACCAGCCUCUUCCCAGCUUUUUAAUGCAUUUGAUGGUGAUACCAUUUGGGAUAAUCCUGAGAGGAAUACUACAAUAGGUGACUAUGGUGCUGCAGCCUUUGAUGACUAUAGUUCUGAUACUGAUGGUCAUUCGACAGGAGGAAACUUGUUGGAUUCAUUUAUGCAGCAACAGUCUUCUAGUUUUUCAUCAAAUAGGGAACCUUGGAGUCCUAGGCAGCAAAAAAGUAAAUCCCUGGUUUCUGAUGCUAGAUCACCUUUUGUGACAGAACCCCAUAAAGAGUAUUCGGAAACAAUCAAUAAAGGUACUCGUCCAUCACAGUCUGAUAAUAUACCUCCAGCUUAUGAUUCGGAUGGCCUCAGCUCUGAGGAUGAUUACGAGAUAGACCAGUCCAUGUGUACAGAAGCUAUGGAACCUCAGAAUUUGUUUCAUAUCCAGAGAGGCUCCACAAAAGGCUCACCACCAACAGGAUCUACACAUGAAACAACUUACAUUAAGGAGAAGAAAGGUGUUGAUGGAGCUAAAACAAAUUCUCUUUCAUCUUACUGUGAUAUUAAUGAGAAAACUCGUGAAGCAGAACCAAUCUCUUCUAAUAGAUACAGGAAAAGUUCUGGUUUCAGUGGGCAUGGCAACCAGCCAUCUCCAAGAUAUGAUAAGAGGAACCCUGAUGAUUCUAUGAAAGGGUCGGAUAUCAGCCCAAGAGAAAAAGAGCCACAGUCUUGGCGAUCGCCAAGAGUUUCAUCAUUGGAUGAGGCUGAAACUAUGGACAAGUUUGGAAUACCCUCAUCGCCUCCUGGUAUCGAAGAUUCUGUAAUUUCAGAUGAGAGCUAUGAAAGUGGGCAAGGCUUGAACCUGGGAAGGUUAAGUGGUGGAUUUAAAAAUAGAGGUUACCAUCGUCCACCUUAUGUAAGGACCCCCUUGGUUGGUGGUUCACUCCCAUCAAAGCAAGCCUCAGAUGAUUCUCCUUCUAUCAUUGAGAAACCUAUUGUCUCUGACGUGGAUGAUUCCCCUGCGAGCACCGAGGUCCCAGUUCAGAGACGGCACAGGAAAGAUUACAAAGAAUCAAGUUUAAGAUCCACAGGAACAAAUUUCAAUCCAGGUAGUAAUGAACAGGAACAUCAUACAGUCGGAAGGGGGCAUCACACAGAUGCUUCUUCCACACCAACAGAAGGCCCAGAUAUUUCCCCCAUUAGGGAGAAAUCAACUGUUUCCCACCCAAGCAAGACAAUGUUAAGUUCUGAAGUUCCGAAGCAGGAACCGUAUGACCAGAAACCGCACAUCAAGCCUUAUUCUGAAUCAAGCUCAGGUAUGCCAGUGAACUACUUUGGCUUGGACAAUAGUGGUGAAGAAGAUCUGAAGUCAGGCUAUGCUAUUGGAAGAAGAGGCAAUAUAGAUGCAAAGCUCUCUCGGCGGACAAGAGAUAUACCAUCAAUGGGUAAAAAAGGUAGUAUCUCAAGAACUAUUAAUCGAUCUGAAAUGACAACUGUCCCUGAUAUGGAAAAUAAGGCCUUUCAAUCAAGGUCUUAUGCAACUGAAUCUUUUUCCAACAAAAGAACCCACGCCAGAAACUUAGAUGGGAAGGAGAGUUCCAAGUCUCUGCAAUCAAAUUCAUCAGCUGAGCAAUCUUUGGUGACACCUUUGAAGACUGAAUCUUCAACAUUCAAGGGGAGUCUAGUAGAGUCAUCGCAUCGUGAUUCAGCACAACCUCUCGUUCCAGAUAAUGGUGCAAACUCAAAGACAUCAAGUUCAAGCAGAGAAUCAAGUUCACAUGGAAGCUCACAUAAAAAUGCUUCUCAUGUACACCCAAAACUGCCUGACUAUGAUUCCAUUAUGGCUCAUUUUCAGUCACUUCGAUCAAAUCGAGCCUAACUGCAGGUAUUACUUCUUUUUCCCUUUCAUUGUGCAUAUAUGGGGCUUGUGGCAAUAAAUAGGUUAUUUAUCUUAUAAUUUUAAAUUCACAGGUAUAAAUAGUAUUUUUUCAGGAGUUAUUAGUCAUCCACUUGUGAUUUUAGCAAUAAAAAAAUGUUAUAUGAGGCCAGAUUCUGUAAUUUUUCUUGGUUAUAUACUUCGUGUCUGUAAUCUUUUUCUCACUGCUUGGUCAGUGUAGUGAUUCUGAACCUCUUUUUGGUGAAGUCUUUUCAUUUGAUGAUCAAAAUCAGUGAUGCGUUUCCUAUGGCGAAUUCACUGCCCAA